Messenger RNA from Elgaria multicarinata webbii, 4506 nucleotides. It is a transcript of the gene PIK3CD, whose product is annotated as phosphatidylinositol-4,5-bisphosphate 3-kinase catalytic subunit delta. Gene Ontology annotation, biological process: phosphatidylinositol 3-kinase/protein kinase B signal transduction; phosphatidylinositol-3-phosphate biosynthetic process; cell migration. NCBI's taxonomy places the organism in Eukaryota, Metazoa, Chordata, Lepidosauria, Squamata, Anguidae. Gene Ontology annotation, molecular function: 1-phosphatidylinositol-3-kinase activity; 1-phosphatidylinositol-4-phosphate 3-kinase activity. The record is from RefSeq and is a predicted model, not a curated record. The coding region runs from base 92 to 3235 and encodes 1047 amino acids. The transcript is spliced from 23 exons. Gene Ontology annotation, cellular component: cytoplasm; plasma membrane; phosphatidylinositol 3-kinase complex.
GCGGGGCGCUGGCGAGGAGCGUCUCGGCUUGUUUUCCAGACGCGGGGAGCCAUGGAUGCUGUCCUCAGGUUGUAGCUGAGAAGUGAGCAGGAUGACCCCGGGGAUUUAUUGCCCAGUCGAAUUUUGGUCCAAAGAAGCAAACCAGAACAUUCAAGUUGACUUCCUUUUACCCACUGGCAUUUAUUUGACCCUUUCUGUUUCCUGCAAUGCAACCCUGGGCAGCAUCAAACAGAUGGUCUGGCACCAUGCGCAGUAUGAGCCCCUCUUCCAGAUGCUCAGCGACCCGGAGUCCUACGUCUUCACGUGCAUCAACCAGACGGCUGAGCAGCAGGAGUUGGAGGACGAGCAGAGGCGCCUUUGCGACAUCCAGCCAUUCCUACCGGUCCUGCGGCUCGUGGCCCGCGAAGGCGACCGGGCGAAGAAGCUGAUCAACUCUCAAAUCAGUCUUCUGAUUGGCAAAGGUUUGCACGAGUUCGACUCCCUGAAAGACCCGGAAGUGAACGACUUCCGGGCCAAAAUGCACCAGUUCUGCGAGGAGCGAGCGAGCAGGCGGCAGCAGCUGAGCUGGAAGGCCUGGAUGGAGUACAGCUUCCCCGUGCAACUCGAACCCUUGGCCAACGGCCUUGGGAAAAGCGGCCCCCUCGAAGUGCCCAACAAGAACAUUUUCGUCAACGUCAAGUUCGAGUCCGGAGGGGAAAGUUUCACCUUCCAGAUCUCUCCUAAGGAUUUCCCUGCCACGCUCAUGAGCUACGCCAUCAAGAAGCAAGCCACCAUCUUCCGUCACCAGCGAGUCAACAGCCCCGAGGAUUACAUGCUGCAGAUUAACGGGAAAUACGAAUACCUCUAUGGGAAUUAUCCCUUGUACCAGUUCCAGUACAUCCGUGACUGCCUGCACCGUGGCCUCCUGCCCCACCUCACCAUGGUACAUUCCUCUUCCAUCUUGGCUUUGUGGGAAGAACAGACCAAUGGCAUUGCUCCGUCGCCCAAGGGGGGCACCAAACCUCCCCCAGUCCCCAAGAAGAAGCCAACCUCUGUAUCUCUGUGGUCGCUAGAGCAACCGUACUAUAUCGACUUGAUUCAAGCCAGUAAGGUGAACACCGAUGAACGGAUGAAGCUGGUGGUCCAGGCAGGCCUGUACCACGGCCACGAGAUGCUGUGCAAAAUGGUCUCCAGCUCGGAAGUAGGAGUUUGCUCCGAGCCCGUGUGGGGUCAGCGGCUGGAGUUUGAUAUCAACGUUUGUGAUCUGCCUCGCAUGGCCCGUCUCUGCUUGGCCUUAUACUCCGUGGUGGAGAAAGCCAAGAAGGCCCGGUCCACCAAGAAGAAGUCCAAGAAAGCCGACUGCCCAAUUGCCUGGGUGAACGUCAUGCUGUUUGACUACCGAGACCAGCUGAAAACCGGGGAGUGUUGCCUUCCGAUGUGGUCCUCGUUUCCAGAUGAGAAAGGGGAGCUCUUGAACCCAAUGGGUACCGUCCAGACCAACCCUAAUACGGAAAGUGCUGCAGCCUUAUUCAUCCGUUUCCCUGACAUUUCGUUGUACCCGUUGUACUAUCCCUCCUUUGAACAGAUCCUGGAGCAGGGAAGGAACGGGCCAUGUUCCUGGUACGUGGUGGAGAAUCCAGAAGAGAAGCAACAGCUGAGUGAGAUCCUGGAGCACAGAUCUCACACGGAGCUCUACGAACACGAGAAGGACCUCGUGUGGAAGAUGAGAUUUCAGAUCCGGGACCAAUAUCCGGGAGCUUUGGCGAAGCUACUGCUAGUGACCAAGUGGAACAAGCACGAAGACGUUUCUCAGAUGAUCCACUUGCUGCAAACGUGGCCUGAGCUGCCGGUCCUCAACGCCCUGGAGCUGUUAGAUUUCAACUUCCCCGACCGCUACGUGGGCACCUUUACGGUCAACUCGCUGAAGAAGCUGACGGAUGCCGAUUUAUUCCAGUACCUUUUGCAGCUGGUCCAAGUGCUCAAGUACGAGUCGUACUUAGACUGUAAACUGACCAAGUUCCUGUUGGACCGAGCGUUAUCCAAUCGCAAAAUUGGGCACUUCCUUUUCUGGCACCUCAGAUCGGAGAUGCACGUCCCCUCCGUCGCAUUAAGGUUUGGCCUGAUCCUGGAGGCCUACUGCCGAGGGAGCAUCCAUCACAUGAAACCACUGAUGAAGCAGAGCGAAGCCCUCAACAAGAUGAAGGCCUUGAACGACAUCAUCAAAGCCAGUGCGCAAAAGAACACCAAGCCCCAAACGAAGGAAUUCAUGCACACCUGUAUCCGCCAAGAGUCCUACCUGGAGGCGCUCUCCAACCUCCAGUCGCCCUUGAACCCCAGCAUACUUCUGGCAAAAGUCAGCAUCGAGCACUGCACUUUCAUGGAUUCGAAGAUGAAGCCGCUGUGGAUCGUGUUCAGCAACGAAGACCUGGGCGGCGGAAGUGUGGGAGUCAUCUUCAAAAACGGGGACGAUCUUCGGCAAGAUAUGUUGACCCUGCAAAUGAUCCAGCUGAUGGACAUCUUGUGGAAGAGAGAGGGCCUCGACUUGCGGAUGACCCCUUACGGCUGCCUUUCCACAGGAGACAAGACGGGGCUGAUCGAAGUGGUCAUGGACUCAGAAACCAUCGCCAAUAUCCAGCUCAGCAACAGCAAUAUGGCGGCCACCGCUGCCUUCAACAAAGAUGCCCUGUUGAACUGGCUGAAAUCCAAGAACCCCGGUGAUGCCCUGGACCGCGCCAUCGAGGAGUUCACGCUGUCCUGUGCCGGAUAUUGCGUGGCCACCUACGUUCUGGGAAUUGGUGACCGUCACAGUGACAACAUCAUGAUCCGAGAAAAUGGCCAGCUGUUUCACAUUGAUUUCGGACACUUCCUGGGAAACUUCAAGACCAAGUUUGGAAUCAACCGUGAGCGGGUCCCUUUCAUCUUGACGUACGACUUCGUUCAUGUGAUCCAGCAAGGGAAAACUAACAACAGCGAGAAGUUUGAAAGAUUCAGAGGCUACUGCGAAAUGGCCUACAUGAUCCUCCGGUGUCACGGCCUCCUCUUCCUGCACCUCUUUGCGCUGAUGAAAGCCGCCGGCUUGCCAGAGCUGAGCUGCUCCAAAGACAUCCAGUAUCUCAAGGACUCGCUGGCGUUGGGGAAGACGGACGACGAGGCCCGGAAGCAGUUCCAACUCAAGUUCAACGAGGCCUUGCGGGAGAGCUGGAAAACCAAAGUGAACUGGCUGGCCCAUAACGUGUCCAAAGAUAAUCGCCAGUAGGGACCCAACCGCCCCGUACCUCUCGCCCGCCUCCCCGCCAUUCUGGAAGUCGGGGCAGCCCAGAUUUCACGCUGUCUGCGUGGAGCAGGGUGGACUUUUCGUCUUUUAUUUCGUUUUUUACUUUGCACUGCCAGAAAGCAACGAAUAGCGCACAAGCCACCGAUUGCGGCCGCCGGGUUCUUCCGACUCGCUUUGAGAAUGCGAGUGCAACCCUGGGGCCACGUGGUCCGAAGGCCGACUUUCUGGGAAAGUGUGUCUGUGAGUAACGUGUAUUUUAUACUGCUAAAGCAGGUGUGCCGUACUUUACUCGUUCACUGGCUGAACGGAGAUAUUUGUCAUGUUUAAAAGACCCCUUGCGCCUGGGAAGAGCUGGGCUCUUUUCAUUGGGGGGGGGGGGGAAACGGAUAUUUUAUGUUUAUGGCACCUUUUGUUGCUAUUUUUCUUUAAUGCAUCCACUCCUCUAACAUUAGCCAAAGUACUGUGACAUGAAACGGCUCUCCCAUAUCCAUCAAUGGUGAUCAAGUUCGUUCACUGGGUUGUUUCUGAUUGCUGUGGAGACCCUCAUGCCAUGGGAGCCUGAAGAUUACAACCCGUUGUCUGAAAUGAGCCCCUUUCCCUCAAGACCCUUUUGAAUUAUUAUUUUUUUAAAAAAGAAAUCAGUUCCAAAGCCGACCUAAUAGUUUGUAGACUGUGCUUACAACACCGGAGUUCUCCCCGAAAGGCGGUUCCUGCCUGUUUAAAAACGUGAGUCAGUCAUGCUUUUAUUAUUUUGUUUUAUUAGAACAGCAGAAGUUGGAUUUCCUAGGUCAGGUUGUCCAGAAGGCCUGCUCCGGUUUACGUUGCGCAGAGAGAUUUAUCUUUAGGUCGGAAGAGCCAAACUAUCCAGAAAGGAAACUGGUCAACUGUGUUCAUUUUCUGAGCCAAGGGACUUGCUGUUUGCACACACGAGGAGGACUUACAAAAUUGCAUCUUUGACCAGCAGAUCACAACCCUAGCUGCCUCUUUUCAACGCUCCCACAAUGCAGAUGGAAACGAUCACUCUUGGAAUAUUGUGUAGCCACUGUCAUUUUUGGUUUUAGGAAUCCUUAACUGAGGAGUAACUAGGUGGAGGUACGACAAGCUGGUUCUGUGCUGUUCUGUUCCCAUGUUGGAGUUCAAAUUACAGAAUUACAUUUAUGGAAAUAAAAGCGGGGAGGGAGUUUACGUUCAAUUUCAGGUGCUUGUUAAAGGUGAAAAAUAGAGUGGUUGUGGUUUUUUUUGUUAAUGCUGUG